Molecule: messenger RNA, 1947 nt
Organism: Cyphellophora europaea CBS 101466
Lineage: Eukaryota; Fungi; Ascomycota; Eurotiomycetes; Chaetothyriales; Cyphellophoraceae
Exons: 4
Coding region: 1-1947 (648 amino acids)
Biological process (GO): proteolysis
Cellular component (GO): fungal-type vacuole
Molecular function (GO): serine-type carboxypeptidase activity
Source: RefSeq, a predicted model, not a curated record
AUGCUCUUUUCAAUUUCCACUCUCACGCUGCUUGCUGGCUUUGCCUGCGCACAGUUUCCUGUUGAGCCCAGUGACGUGGCGGUAGUCACGUCAGAACUGAAUUCUGAAGUUCAAAUCACGUAUAAAGAGGUGCCCGGGGAAAUUUGCGAGACUACGCCUGGGGUUAGAACGUUCUCGGGAUAUGUGCAUCUUCCACAGAGUGUCUUGACCGACCUGGCCGUUACAUUCGACAUUCAUACAUACUUUAUCUACUUCGAGGCACGCAACAAUGCAGAUAAUGCACCACUGGUCAUCUAUCUGGCAGGGGGGCCCGGUGAGAGCUCUAUAUUCACUGCCUUCAAUAGUGAAGGAGGGCCCUGCUACGUGAGCUUCGAUAUGACCGAGACGGUCCUGAAUCCAUGGUCUCUGAACAAUGACGCGAACGUUCUAUACAUCGAUCAGCCUGUCGGCGCCGGAUUCUCCUAUACGUCUUUGGUCAACGGUACAUACAACAUGAGUUCGAACGAGAUCACACCUUUGGAUGUCUAUGAUGGGGAGGUUCCUCCAGAUGGGGCGGAUUUUGGCAGGGGCACCUAUUCUAAUCCGGAGAUUUGGGCCACCACCAAUACCUCUAUCUCAACCGCGCGGGCUCUGUGGCACUUUGCCGAACACUGGCUGACUCAGUUUCCUGAGUACAAGUCCUCCAACAAGAAUCUUGGGAUAUGGGGAAAUUCCGCUGGAGGAUUCUGGGCCCCGACAAGUGCGGCGCACUUCGAUCGAAAAAUCAAGGAAGCUAGCAGUGAUUCUUCAUUGCGCGAGUGGACAAUCGACAACGUUGGUAUUACCAACGGCGCCGUCAACUUCGAAAUUGACAUGCCUUUCAAUCCGGAAUUCGUCUACAACAAUACGUACGAGCCGCUCAUCUCGGAAGAGAUGUAUAAUGACGCCCUCGACGCUUUUACGCAAGAGGGCGGCUGUGCAGACCUGAUCGCGCGGUGUCGAAGGGCUGCUGCACGAGGCGACCCUGACGGAACGGGGACCAAUGAGACAGUGAACGAGAUGUGCCGGGAAGCAAAUGCUUUCUGCCUGAUCAACGUUGGUAGCACAAUUGCGGUCGCGAACGUGUCGGUUUUCGACAUUGCCGCUGAGAAAAGACCCGAUGGGAAUGAUGGGUGUCCAUAUUACUUCCCGGCAGCCCUCUACCUAAACUCAGAGCCGGUUCGGCAAGCCCUUGGAGUACCUCUGAACUUCACCUAUAUCUCCCAGGCUACGUUGGACGUCUACUCGACCAGCCUGCCAAGCAAAGCCGACGUUGGCACAGGAGAUGCCUUCAGAGGAAACAAGAGCCACAUCGAAUACUUGCUGCAGAAUGAUGUCAAAGUUGCUUUGGUGUACGGAGAUCGAGAUUCCCGCUGCCCUUGGCUAGCUGGUGAAAACCUUGCGCUCGUUUUGGAACACGAUUCUCAGGCAGAAUAUAACCAAGCUGGAUACGAAUUCAUCGUCACCAACGACACCUAUCAGGGCGGCGCUGUCAGACAAUUCGGCGGGCUGAGCUUCUCGCGCGUCUUCCAGGCCGGUCAUUCCACCAACGCUUACCAGCCCGAAACCGUCUAUCGCAUCUUCAACCGCACCCUUGGCGGCAAGGAUGUAGCGACCGGGAACAAGGAUGCCAGCAAUGGUUAUUCUACCGAAGGACCAUCUAGCAGCUACGACUUCGUGCAACAGGAGCUGCCAGCAAAAGCGGACACUUGUAUGGUGCUUGGCACGUUCGAUGAGAUUUCAGUUCUGGAUGCGGCCGCAUCGGCACAAUCGCCAGCAGAGGGCGACGACGCGGAGGGCGGAUCUGACAGCGACAGUGACAGCGAUAGCGACAGCGGCUCUUCGUCCUUGUCUGUUAAAGCACAGCCGAAUUGGCUCCUGGCUCUUUGGGCCUUGCUUGCCGCUGGUGGGAUCCGCCUACUGGCUUAG